This is a messenger RNA of Dichomitus squalens LYAD-421 SS1, 763 nucleotides long. Its product is annotated as V-snare-domain-containing protein. The transcript has 5 exons. Bases 25 to 747 code for a protein of 240 amino acids. NCBI's taxonomy places the organism in Eukaryota, Fungi, Basidiomycota, Agaricomycetes, Polyporales, Polyporaceae. The record is from RefSeq and is a predicted model, not a curated record. Gene Ontology annotation, cellular component: Golgi apparatus; ER to Golgi transport vesicle membrane; endoplasmic reticulum membrane. Gene Ontology annotation, molecular function: SNARE binding; SNAP receptor activity. Gene Ontology annotation, biological process: vesicle fusion; endoplasmic reticulum to Golgi vesicle-mediated transport.
GUCGCCAUUUAUUGCUAGAUAACCAUGAACUCCUUGUAUACUCUAGGCGUACGACAAACUAAUUCUAUACAAGCCGACCUCGAGAGACUACGGAAUGGCGAGAAGUCUGCGUCGCUACUAGGGCAGAUAUCCGCGUCAUUAGCGGCCAUGCACAGGACGGUGGAGGACUAUGAUUCGAUGGCCAAGAGAGAGAUUAUCAAGGCUAAGCAGGAGAAAGCUAUGAUGCGAGUACAGAAGUUUCGUACAGAUUACUCCGACCUACGAGCGCAGUUUGAGCGUCUGAAGGCAGAGCACGAAGCACUAUCGCGAGCUGAACUGUUGUCAGGCGCAUCGUCCUCAACAGUGCCCUCGUCCGCACCUGGAGACGCCCGACGGAGAUUCAUGCCAAACCAAUCCCCUGCAGAAGAAGUCUCAGAAUCCCCGUUCCGAAGCGGUAUACCACUACCUAUGAACGGUGCCCUGCGAGAACAGCACGCUCUCCGCGAGCACAGCUUUGUGCAAAACACGGAUUCCCGCCUAGACGAGUUCAUUGCUCAAGGCCGGGCUGUCCUCGAUGAUUUGGUCGAUCAGCGGAACGUGCUCAAGGGCACACAACGACGGCUGCUCGACGCUGCGAACACUUUGGGACUCAGCAGGGAUGUCAUUGGGUGGAUUGAACGGAGAAGCACGCAGGACAUGUACAUCUUCUUCGCUGGCGCUAUCUUCACUUUCUUAUGUUUCUUCCUCAUAUGGAGGUAUCUGGGCUGAUGUCGUCACUUUUCCC